UGUGUGUGGUUUUGGCUCUAAAGUAUCUCUAUUCUUUUUCUAAACGCAUUAUUUUUUCCAAAAGAGAAAAUUCCACACUAAUGGCGUGAAUUUUACGCGUGUCUGUUUAGCACAACUACGACAGCGACAGUUUGUAUCGAUUGAAUUGUUUAUUGAGUUCAUUCAAGAUGGAACAGUUAUUAUUAAUAAUCGCCGGGUUUCACUUGAUAUACUGUCCGUUUACGAAAGUUGAAGAAAGUUUCAAUCUCCAAGCCAUACACGACCUUUUGUACCACGGCUCUAAUUUAAACGAGAAUAUCUAUAAUUGUCGGGGCUUUAUUUUGGUGUCGGACUAUUGUGCCUCUAUAUAUUAUGACCAUCAUGAGUUUCCUGGUGUUGUGCCAAGAACAUUUCUAGGACCAAUAGUAAUAUCAGGCAUUGCUUCACCAGCUGUUGCUGCUGUCAAAUAUUGGGAACUUAAUAAAUUCUUUGCCCAAUACAUUGUUAGAGCUGUUUUAGGCUCGACUGUUUUAGCUACAUUCAUACUGUAUAAAAGAGCCCUUCAAUCAAUUUUUGGUGCUAAAUUAACAAGAUGGUUCCUCAUUAUUACUGUGACACAAUACCAUUUCAUGUAUUAUCUCAGCCGACCAUUGCCAAAUAUUAUGGUUAUGCCACUAGUUCUACUUGCUCUGUAUGCAUGGCUGAGACAAAAACAUGUUCUUUUUAUUAUGUCAUCUGGAGCCGCAGUAAUUAUAUUCAGGAUAGAAAUCGCUAUACUACUGGGUUUAUUUUUACUUUAUGAUAUUGCUUACAAGAAAAUUACUUUAGCUGGAGUAUUAAAAAUUGUACUACCUACUGGAAUAUUUUUACUAAGUUUAACAAUUAUUGUUGAUUCUUAUUUUUGGAGGAGAAUUUUAUGGCCAGAAGGAGAAGUUUUUUAUUUCAACACCAUACUCAACAGAAGCAGUGAAUGGGGUACAUCACCAUUUUUGUGGUACUUUUAUUCAGCGUUACCAAGAGGUUUAGCGCUCUCUUAUCUUCUUGUACCAUUUGGAAUGUUAUUGGAUUCUAGAGUACGAGUUUUGACUGUACCUGGUGUAGCAUUUGUUUUCUUUUUUUCAUUUUUACCUCAUAAAGAGCUAAGAUUUAUUAUGUAUGUUUUUCCCUUACUGAAUGUAAGUGCUGCUGUGGUUUGUCAUCGUAUCUGGGAAAACCGCGAAAAAUCGACGUGGCAUGGUUUAUUAGCAUUAGGUGUUCUUGGACAUAUAAUUUGUAAUACAAUAUUUUCAAUGUUUCUAUUAUGCUUGGCUAAACAAAAUUAUCCUGGUGGCAUGGCGAUUGCAAGACUACAUAGACUUGAAAGAGAUUCCCCAGUACCAAUCCAUGUUCACAUUGAUGUUUUAACAGCUCAGACUGGAGUUUCAAGGUUCACUCAAACCAAUGCUUCAUGGAUUUACUCGAAAGAUGAAAAUAUCACAAUCGAUGAUCCAGAGAUGUUAAAAUUUACACACUUAUUAGUAGAAGCCAAAAGUAAAUAUUCAUCACACCUUAAGCCAUAUUUAGAAACUCAUGAUAUAUUAGAUUCAAUAGAGGCUUACUCAAAUGUAGAACUCAAUUAUCACUCAAUGUUCCCACCUAUCAAAAUAAAAACCAGGCCAUCAAUAUUUAUUUUAAAAAGGAAACAAAAUAUAAAAUACAAUCCACCACGAGACACAGUUAAAAGUCAAUUUUUUAUAGAUGAAAAAAUGAAAAUAAAAAAAGAUGAAAUCAGUGUUAUUAUAAACAACUCAGAAAUAAUGAAUAAUAAUUUACUUGUGGAUUCUGAGAAAACUGAAGAGUUAUAUGAAGGACAAACAGAAAAUUUUGAGCAGGCUGUAAUUGUAGAAAACGAUUCUGGAGAAAAUAAUGAACAAGAAAAUAUUCAAACAGAUUAUCAAUUCUUUGAAGAAAAUGAGCUGAAAAUUCUUUCAAAAACAUUAAAGAAAAAGAAUAUUGAUUAUAAUAGUAGUGAGGACAAACAGGAGUCAACGGAAAUAAAAAGUGAACCAAAAAUGAAGCCAAUUUUAAAAAAAGGCAUAGAGAAUAAAUUUGAUCAAGUGGAACCAAGUAAUUCAAACAGUAUAUUAAAAGCUAAAAUUCAUGAUCCACAAUCUUUUCAACAUACCAAAGUCAAAAAAAUAGUUAUGGAUGCAUCAAAAAAAACAAUCAUAUCGCAAAAUCUUUUAAGUCAAAAAAAUUUUAAACCAAAUGAAGAGUUCAAAAUAAAUGAUGUUGAAGACACUUCAGAAUCCAAUUUAGAAGUAGAUAGUUUUAAAAAGAAUAAAAAAUCUGCUAAUUUGAAAAACAUAGUGAAGAAAGUUUUGAAAAAUAAUGAAGUUUCAGAUAAUAUUAAAAUUAAAAAAAUAUUAAAUUUAGAACAAAAAAAAAUUGAAAAUGAUAUCAAGUUCAAUCGAGACACAAUAAAAAAUAAAAUUAAAACUAAUCGGAUAAAAGAUGUAGUGAAAAAACUUAUUCAAGAAAAGAGAGAAGAGAGUAGAACAAAAACUGAAGAGCCUGUAAGUGAUGAAAAUCAAGAAGAAGAUUUUAAAGUAGAAGCCACAACUAAAGUUAAACUAAAUAAAUCUAAAAAAUUUAAGUAUGAGCAAAAGAGUUCUUUCCAAGAGUCAGACUUUACAGAAGAGAAACAGGACCGGAAGAAUGAACUAGUAAAUGUACAAGAAACUAUUGGUAGUAUAAUUAAAUUAUUUAAAGAGUUUGAAAAUGAUUUGGUUUCUGAUGAUGCUCAAGCUUUAAAUACAUGGAUAGAAAAUGAAACACAGUCUAUAGAUGACAAUAAAACUGAUAAUAAAAAGAUGACAGCAAAUGUUGAAGAUAAUAUUUAUAAAGAUCCAAAAGAGAGUUUGAAAGGAAUUUUGGAGCUGUUUAGGGAGCUUGAAGAAGAAUUAGUUACCGAUGAAGAUUCAAUAACUGAAGAUAUAGAUAACAUUGAGAGAUCAUACAUGGACAAGCCUAUUUCUGAAACACUUAUGCAAUUUAACAAGGCUUUGAAAAAUUUUAUUCAAAGUAGAAAGAUAAAAAUGAAUAAAUCUUUGAGUGAUGAAGAUGUGAAUAAACAGCAAAAAUCACAGAAGAAAUCAAAGACAAAUAAAUAUUUGAAAUUUGAACUUUGAAAAAGAAACGUAAAAGAGUUACUUGUUAUAAAGUAAUAAGUUGAUUAUGUAAAAGACUAAACGAAAAGUAUGAUUUAUUUGUAGCUGCAGUUAUUAUUAUAAAAGUAUAUAAGACUUGAUAUAAAUAAUGUUUUUCAAAUGUGUGUUUGCUAUUGCUAGAAAGAUGAAUGUACAGGUGAAUGUUUAUAAAAAGUAGAUUUUUAUAUUGAAAGAUUUUAAUGUAAAGUUUUAAUUAUAACUUUAAAUAUAAACACUGUGAUAGGAAGAAUGCUUUCAAAGUUCAAAUUUAGUUAUUGCAACCAGUGCAACAUAUUUUAACACAUCACAACAAAUGAACCUGGGACAAAAGUUUUA
Messenger RNA from Phymastichus coffea, 3503 nucleotides. RefSeq names its product probable Dol-P-Man:Man(7)GlcNAc(2)-PP-Dol alpha-1,6-mannosyltransferase (gene Alg12). Bases 168 to 3149 code for a protein of 993 amino acids. The record is from RefSeq and is a predicted model, not a curated record. Gene Ontology annotation, molecular function: alpha-1,6-mannosyltransferase activity. The transcript has 9 exons. Gene Ontology annotation, cellular component: endoplasmic reticulum membrane. Gene Ontology annotation, biological process: protein N-linked glycosylation. NCBI's taxonomy places the organism in Eukaryota, Metazoa, Arthropoda, Insecta, Hymenoptera, Eulophidae.